UGUAUAAUUAUGUCUAGCAUGGUGUUAUUCCUCUAAGAAACAGUGAUCAACAAGCCAUUAUAUAUAGGAAAGCUAUGUUCUGGUGACCAGCAAUCUGGAAGAUAAGAACACCAAGAUACGAAGGGGAGGCAGAUCAUCUCCCCCAUCUUGCUGGCAUUGACCUAUCCUAUUCUUAUCCGUCAAUGGGGAGGCCACCUUGUAGUGAUGAUAAUGGCGUCAAGAAGGGCCCCUGGACAACUGAAGAAGAUGAGAAGCUCAUGAACUACAUUCAGAAGCAUGGCCAUGGAAGCUGGAGGGCCCUACCUAAACUUGCUGGCCUGAACAGGUGUGGUAAGAGCUGCAGGCUAAGAUGGACAAACUACCUAAAGCCAGACAUCAAGAGAGGGAAGUUCUCUCAGGAGGAAGAGCAAACCAUCCUUCAGCUACAUUCCAUCCUUGGAAACAAGUGGUCGGCUAUUGCGAAGCAUCUCCCUGGACGGACAGACAACGAGAUCAAGAACUUCUGGAACACUCACCUCAGGAAGAAGCUCAUCAAGAUGGGCAUUGAUCCGAUGACCCACCGCCCAAGAACAGACUUCUUCUCUGCACUCCCUCAGCUCAUUGCACUUGCCAACUUUCGCCAGUUCCUCGAGCAGCAACCUUUGGAUGACCAGACUGCUUGGCUGCAGUCUGAGGCAGUCCAGGCUGCCAAGCUCCAGUACAUGCAAUCUCUGCUUCACUCUGCAGCUUCCAUUGUCGCCAGCCCCACUACAACCAGCAGCAGCCUCAACCCUCUGACUACAGACCUGGAGCAGAUCAGCUUCCUGAGCCCUCCGCAGAUGCUUUCUCCAAGGGUACUGGAGGGUAUUGGUGGCACUGAAUUAGCUGGGCAGGCACCACAGAACCAAAUGCCUAGCAUUACCUAUGAUCACUCAAUUGGCAACAUCAAUGUGAAAAGCGAUGAGCAGCGCCACGGUGAGGGAGAGAACAUUAGCCAGAAAAGGAUGCUUCUGUCUGAAAACUCCCUUCCACCACUCGCUGACAUGCCGGCUUCCAACACUUGUGAUAUCAGCACCUCAAACUGCAACUGCAUCAUUAGUCCCUUGCCCAGUUGGUCAGAAAUCCUACUCGACGAAGAGCUCAUGAGUGAUUGCCUGAUGUAACCUGAAUGCAUAGCUUGAAUAGCCUUUGGCUUGCAUUUUCUGGAUUUUAGGCUUAUCCUUUACCACAUUUUACGUAUUUUGUUUUGCUUUUUGCAUGCACUUGUGGGCUCAGAUAGAAAUAGUAAACAAGCCUACACAUAUGGAGUGUAUACAUGUACAUAUAAGGUUUUUUUCUUUUUGCAGGACGUACAUCUAAGGCUACUGUUACAUAAAUAUCCCAUGCUUGGAUUGUUUUGCCUCUCUUU
Messenger RNA from Brachypodium distachyon (stiff brome), 1387 nucleotides. Its product is annotated as transcription factor MYB93. Lineage: Eukaryota; Viridiplantae; Streptophyta; Magnoliopsida; Poales; Poaceae. The transcript is spliced from 3 exons. The record is from RefSeq and is a predicted model, not a curated record. The coding region runs from base 183 to 1142 and encodes 319 amino acids.